Messenger RNA from Rotaria sp. Silwood1, 1230 nucleotides. NCBI's taxonomy places the organism in Eukaryota, Metazoa, Rotifera, Eurotatoria, Philodinida, Philodinidae. The record is from the annotation of a GenBank genome assembly.
AUGACAACAAUAAAUUUUAAUAAUGGUGAUAGUCAAAUAUCAUCAUCAUCAUCAUCUAUGUCUGAUGUUAAUGGUCAGAAACCUGAAGAUGAUAGAAAAUUAUUUGUUGGUGGUUUAACAUGGGAUACAACACAAGAUGAUUUACGUGGAUAUUUUUCUAGUUUUGGUAAUAUUCUUGAUUGUUCAAUAAAACAUGAUCCAACAACAGGACGUAGUCGUGGUUUUGCUUUUCUUAUAUUUGAUAGAAAAGAUAUAGUCGAUAAAAUUCUUUCACAAAAUGAACAUUUUGUUAGAGGUAGAAAAGUUGAUCCAAAACCUGCACAUCGUCGUUUAGCUAUUAUAAAUAAUAAUAAUAAUAAUAAUAAUCAUAUGUCAACAUCAUCAUCAUCAUCAUCAAAUUCAAUAUCAAAUAAUAAUCGUAAAGUAUUUAUUGGUGGUCUUGAUCCACGUUUUUCUGAUGUACAAUUAAGAGAAUAUUUUUCACAAUUUGGAAUAAUUGAAGAUAUUGAUUUACCAUUUGAUAAAGAAAAAAAUGAACGACGUCCAUUUUGUUUUAUUUCAUUUCAAAAUGAACAAUCAGCACAAGAAGUACUUCGAUUACAAAGACAUACAAUUGGAGAUAUAACUGUUGAUGUUAAAAGAGCUAAACCAAAAACUUUAAAUAAUAAUCAACAACAUCAACAACAACAACAAAUUUAUGAUCCAUAUACACAACAAAAUAUCUAUGCAAAUUAUGGAACUAAUGUUCCAUCAUAUGGUGUAAAUCCUUAUUCUACUGUUGAUCCUUAUGGAACUUGGAAUGGUUAUUCAUAUAAUCAACAAGGUAAUUAUUCAUAUGGUAGUUCUGAUCCAAAUUCUGUUCCUAAUUCAACUACAUUAUCUUAUUCUCAAUAUCAAUCAAAUUCUCAAUAUUCAUACGGACCAUCCAAUGUUGUCAAUGCUAAUGAAUAUUAUUCUCAUUAUGGUUAUGGUGCUCCUCCUUCAACAUCUAAUGUUUAUGCUGAUCCAAAUGUCUAUGGCAGUGGUGGUAGUAGUGGUGCUUAUGAUUAUAAUUCUUAUUAUACAUCAGGAGGUAUGAAUAUUAAUAGUUCAAUAGUUGAUAAUGGUACAGGACAACAAGGAGGUAAUUCACCGAAUGAUGCAAAUAAUUAUGAUCAUGAUAAUCAUUAUGGAAAAAAUAAAACAUCUAUUGUUUCCAGUCCUACUUAUCAUGCAUAUCCUAUAAGUUAG